CCACCAGGUUUUAACUCUUAUCACUUCUCCCCCGUGAAUCCCUCCCCGCCCUUCUUCCCAACUUCCAUAUCCAGCCCCCUGUCUUCGUGUUCGUGUUUUUGUCUUUUGACGGUUUCAUGGAGGUCGAGAGAGUGCAGGCCGUGGCGUCCUCCUUGAUGACCGCGGAGACCAUCCCCGCAGAUUUCAUCCGGCCCGAGCAGGAGCGCCCCGCCAUCACCACCUACCUGGGCCCCGCCCCGGACAUCCCUACCAUCGACCUCAGCCUUCCCGACCGCGACUCCGUGGCGAGGGCCAUCGCCCACGCCAGCAAGGAGUGGGGGAUCUUCCAGGUGGUUAACCACGGCAUCCCCGCGGAGCUCAUCUCCCGCCUGCAGGCGGCCGGGAAGCACUUUUUCGACCUCCCCCCCGAGGAGAAGGAGGCCUACGCCAAGCCCCCCGAGUCCCAGUCCGUCGAGGGCUACGGCACCCGCGUCUCCAAGGACGUCAACUGCAAGCGGACGUGGAACGACCACCUCUUCCACAAGGUCUGGCCUCCUUCCUCCAUCAACUACCGCUUCUGGCCCACGAACCCCCAAGACUACAGGGAGGUGAACGAGGAGUAUACCGAGUACAUUAGGGAGGUGGUGGACGGGCUGUUCCGCUGCCUCUCCGUGGGGCUCGGUCUGGAGGAGAAGGCCAUGAUGGAGGCGGUCGGCGGGGAAGAGCUUCAGUACAACCUCAAGAUCAACUACUACCCUCCCUGCCCCCGCCCGGACCUCGCCCUUGGGGUGGCCGCCCACACCGACCUGUCAACGCUCACCAUCCUUGUGCCCAACGACGUCCCGGGCCUCCAGGUCCUCAAGGACGGCCACUGGAUUGACGCCAAGCACAUCCCCAACGCCCUCAUCGUCCACAUCGGCGACCAGAUUGAGAUCCUGAGCAACGGACUGUAUAAGGCGGUGCUGCACAGGAGCACAGUGAACAAGGAGAAGGCGAGAAUGUCGUGGCCGGUGUUCUUGGAGCCGCCGGAAGAGUGGGUGGUCGGGCCUCUUCCUCAGCUGCUCAGCCCCGAGAGUCCCCCGAAAUACAAGGCCAAGAAGUUCAAGGAUUACAUGUACUGCAAACUCAACAAGCUUCCCCAGUAAAACUCCCUCCCUACUCUUUUACAAGG
Molecule: messenger RNA, 1150 nt
Organism: Rhodamnia argentea
Lineage: Eukaryota; Viridiplantae; Streptophyta; Magnoliopsida; Myrtales; Myrtaceae
Product: flavonol synthase/flavanone 3-hydroxylase
Exons: 4
Coding region: 117-1124 (335 amino acids)
Biological process (GO): response to light stimulus
Molecular function (GO): flavonol synthase activity
Source: RefSeq, a predicted model, not a curated record